CAGCCUUCAAGGAUACUGUGCUAAAACCUGUCAGUGGCAGACUACCACAUAUGUACUGAAUCUUGCAUACAUAAAGGAUUACCUCUCUCUGGCCUGGUCAUUAUCCUUGAGAAACUGUUCAAAACUUAGGAAAAUGGUCUAAAAAUACUUUGAGGGAGAUUUAGUGGUUCAACAAGUGACGCUCUAAUGGAUGACAGAGAAUUUCCACCAAAUGAGGUACAAAUAGACUCAAAGGACAGUCUUCCUGCUGACUAUAGGGUGGAAAGUUUGGCAUCUCAUUUGGUUUCUUCAGCUGAUGAAAAUGAAAAUCAACUUGACAGCGAUGGGAAUGAGGUUCUGACCAGUCGUAGCAUUGCAAUGGGACAGCAGCAUAAUGAUGAGCAGGACAGCAUCAAUAAUAAUGAGAAUAUGGACACUGGAGACUGUACACCGAGCUGUAAGGAAAGUGAGACUGAGAGGAGAUCUGCAAAUGUCCAUAUGGACACCCAGCUGGAGGAAAAGCCUAUUACAGAAAAGCAGCCAUGCGGGAAAAGAAGUCCAAGAAGCAAAAGAAGCUCCACUAAAAAAUCUAAAGGAGUUUCUACAGUGGGAACCGCAGCAAUCAAGGAGGAAAAUACUCUUAUUAGAGAUACAGAUUUUGUGCAUGCUGAAGGUGCUGUUGAAGCAAAUGAAAACUUUCACCAAAGAGAACAAAAACAAACGUUGCAGUCUCUUUUCUCUUUGCUCCGUGAGGAGGUUGAGCAGAUGGAUUCAAAGAUACUUCCCCUGUGUCUCCAUCAGAUAGCUGAGACCUAUUUUCAAGAGGAGGAAUAUGAGAAGGCAAUGAAGUUCAUCCAGCUUGAACGACUGUAUCAUGAGCAGCUGCUUGCAAAUCUUUCUUCCAUACAGGAGCAGUGGGAACGAAAAUGGAAAACAGCAGUUCCUAGUCCAGUAACGACAGUGAAGAACUCUGCUAAAGAACUGAGUGGUGAAGAGCUGGAAAAGCUUUCUAUAGUUUGCUCUUCACAUCAACAGCCACAGGUAUCCAAAAAUAAGCUAGUAGCUGCAGAAAAUACAUGGGAAAGCAGUUAUUUGCUUCAGCUAAUGGAAUCAAAAAAUGUAAAGGAAAGAGAAGCUGCUGCUUUUAAGUCAGGUACGGAAACUUGUCCUGGCAUCGGACCAAAGAAAGAAGAUAAACAGCUGAGCACUAGUUCUCCAGGUGAAAACAAACUCGAGAGACAGACAGAGGCUGCAAGCCUUUGGGUAGCUGCAGGAAAAGACCACAUGGAGGAGCAGCACUGCAGUGCUGAAUCAACAUUGGAGCCACACACCCAGUCCACAGGGACAGUGGGCCGGCCUUCUUCAGGCUGUUUAUCAUUUGGGAAUGCCGGUAAGGAUAACAGUUUGCCGCUAAGAGAAAGGCAGCUCUCUAAGGAUGCGGAAAAAAUAGAAGGCGCAGGUGGGAAGCCUGGAGUGAAGCUCUCUCCUGAGCCAAUGGUAGAGGCUUUGGUUUUAACAGAUGCUGAUUGUAUGCCUACUGAUUUGGUUCCUACUGAUAAAGAUGUGCAAGCUGAUAGAAAUCUGCCGAGAUCAAAACAUGCUCCUGGCUCUUCAGAAACUGCUAGUGGCCACCUUGGAAAUAGUGAUUUAAAGCAGCAUCAGAAGCAGCAUGAUAACGAUGAUGAAAAAUCUUUGCCGGACAGGACUGUAUCAAAUGUAUGCUCUGGGUGCAAUAAAGUGUCACAGUGUGAGAGUACUGCCCAUUCACAAGUAUGCAAGGAAAUACAGAGAACAACAGGACAGGAGGAGAAGGUAAAUAAUGAAGAACAAGAAGAUUUAUUUCUCAGCUUUUUAAAUGGUAACAUAAUAGACACUGAAGAAUCAUUUGAAAACCAAAAGGACUUCGACACUGUUCCAGCUAUUUCACCUGAACGAGCAUCUUACAACUCACUGGAAACUUUAUCACUAGAUGACAGCUUUUCAUCUCUUGAUGAACUUGCAAGAAGGAUAGAGAUUGCUGAGAUUGCCCCAGCAGAAGGAUUGGUGUCUAUACUAAAGAAGAGAGAUGACAGGGAAGGAAAAGCAGUUGCUCAAGUCCAGCAAAGGCAAACAAAGAGAAGAGUGCGAUUCCAAGAGAUGGAAGACACAUUGGAUCAAGAAGAAGUAGCAGGUGGCUCCUGUAUUUUGCUGAUCCUGCUGUGCCUAGCAACGGUUUUCCUUAGCAUUGGAGGAACUGCACUGUACUGCACCUUUGGUGACAUGGAAUCCCCUGUGUGUACUGAUUUUGCAGCCAACAUGGAUUUCUAUUAUACCCAGAUACUGCAUCGUAUGGAAGAACUUAAACACUGGAUAGCCUUCUCAUAAUCAAAAUGAGCGGAAGCAGCACACUGAGAGGUCACCAGUGGUUACUAGAGAGGGUAGAAAAAAGUUGUGAUUUCAAGUUCUCUAAAUUUUCCACCUGAUGAUGUCCUCACACUCUUACUUAGAAAAUUCUAGUUUAGCAAUCAGGUGGCAAAAUGUUCACAUCUUAAGCUGUAGCAGUGUGGUAUGUGAGAAUACAAAGUUAUUCUCUUUACCCUUUUAAGAGUAGGCAAGUAGCUUUUUGGCAACUUGAGAAAGCAAAGAAGAAAGAAGAAAAUUAACUGUCUUCUGUAUGCUCUCCCAUUGCCACACAUCGUGUAAGCAAUCUCUGGAAGCUUAUUAAAAGGACAGCUUUAAUUGACAGCUGUUUGUGCAAAGGUGUUGCCUCCAGCUAUCAUGCAAUAAGUCUGUGUUUUAUGGAAACAUUAUUUUUCUUCUAAGUCUUUUCUGGUUUUCUCCAUUUUAUUUCUCCUGGUGAACUACGUAAUUAUUUGGGUGGAGUGAGAAGAGUGCAGCAGCAUUCACAGAGCCCUCAUUUGGCGAUUAACAGGCUGACCCUGUAUCUUACAGCUUAUGGUGGAUAUCAUGAGUGGGAUAAAUCUGCUGGCAGAUUUCACUAAAUUUCCUGGAAUUUUACCCCCAGUAUUUUGUGUUCUGUUACUGAAACAGAAGGUUUAAAAAAAAGGAAAACAUUGGCCUCACUAAACACUGAAACAAAAGUAAGAUGUUUAGUAACUUAUUUGUGUUACAUAGUAAAGUGGCUUUGGCCAAUUUUAAAGCACAUGGUACCAGGUGUGGAGCUAACUGGUUUGUCUUUCCAGCUAUCACUGACUUGCAGUAAUCACUUUGUGCCUCAGUUUCUCCUCCAUAAAUGGGGAAUAAUGAUCCUUGCCUUUGUCUGUGAAUAUUUAUUGCAAUUAGGGCUUAUGUCUGAUUCAUCCCAGAUGAGUACACAGGAUCACUGAACUGUGUGGCUGCAGCCUCUCUCAGUGAGCAAAUGCUUAUGUAAAGUGGGACAGAUCCAAGAGAAGAGAUUCGGAGGCUCACUGCUGAUCUGCAGCAUGUUAGUAGCCCAGGGCACUCACUCCAGCAGAUAAAGCACAUCUGCAUCGAUUUACUCUAUGUUUGUGUUGUAAAAUCUGUUAUUUUUCUAUCAGCUAUACAAACAAAUUUAAAUCAGGUCAAAGAGUCCUUUUAAAUAGUUAUUUCUAUCACUUGGUGCUCAGCCCUCCCUGUGUGAUAUGUGAAACGCUGACAUGACCAUGAAGGUCCCACACUCUGGUCAACUAUGGCAACUGUCCUUGCACAGAGCAUAAUGACCUAACCCUGCUGAAGGUGUUAGUGUGAAACGAUUCCUUUACACCUCCAGAAACAGCAUUUUUUGAGAGGUCCACUUCACUCCACUCCAUGAUUUCCUGCUUACUAACGCUGUAUGAUGCAGUGUGUUCAGGUUUAGAAUAUCAUUUUGUAACAUACUAUGAAAUGAAAUCUUGAAGAUAUUGCUCAGAAUUAUAACAUUAAUUGAUCAUGCUUUCUAGCAUUUGCAAGCAAAUUGUCCCUCUAGUGAGCUUGAUUGUUCCUAAUGCACUGUUAUACUUAACAGGUUUUUAAAGUGAAAGUUAAUAUCACGGGG
This is a messenger RNA of Dryobates pubescens (Downy woodpecker), 3973 nucleotides long. RefSeq names its product consortin, connexin sorting protein (gene CNST). Gene Ontology annotation, molecular function: connexin binding. Bases 187 to 2343 code for a protein of 718 amino acids. The transcript has 12 exons. The record is from RefSeq and is a predicted model, not a curated record. Gene Ontology annotation, cellular component: transport vesicle; plasma membrane; trans-Golgi network. NCBI's taxonomy places the organism in Eukaryota, Metazoa, Chordata, Aves, Piciformes, Picidae. Gene Ontology annotation, biological process: positive regulation of Golgi to plasma membrane protein transport.